UUGGGCCGAGGAGCCCUUCCAGAUCACUGGCCUCCCCGUUCUUAACCCUUUUCUGGGCCACUGAUGCUUUCCCUCCCCCUAUUUGUAAUGUUACUGAUGAACAGAGCGGACCUUCUCUAUUCUGUACUUCAGAGGCUGUCGCCAUGCACUGAAGAUGUUCGUAGUAACAAUUCAGAAGAGGCAGCACGCAUGUACUGUCAAGUAAAGCAGAUUACGACAGAACUCCCGUUGAGUGUGUGUUCACUGGUACAACCAACCGGACGGUGCCCCGAAACAGAUAAAAGUACCAGAGAACACGAGCCACAAGUUCAUUUAAUGGUGUACCAGGGAAGAGGGUGGUGGGCUGAUUCCCAGAAGGUCUCUCAAAUGUGUGUAAGAAUUACUGCUAAGGAGUUCUAAGCCAUUUUGGUAGCUACAGGCCCAGGCCCGGGGGAUGAGGGCCAGAAUGGGAGAAACGGUAGGACCAGUUGAGAUCAGGUAAAGAGGAGUUCAGAUAAACAAGCAAACUAUGCUAUUGGCACGCUAUGGCUGGUGAUAUUGACAAGAUAAGCUGUAGGAAGGAUAAUUUCUCAUCACAUUGGAGAAAUCUAUUUAUAGCCUGUUUCUCAUUAUAUAAUGAAAAGCUACUAAUGGAGUAGCAGACAACGAUAUGGGUAAUAGCUUACUAACUGUCACUUGAGUUCAGGGAUGACGGGUUUCUUUCAUGCAUGAAGUACUGAAUACAUUUCUUAAAAUUCAGAUAUGGCGUCAGUUUGUAGUCAUAUCCUAAAGAAAAAUCACAGUGCAGUAUUUUAUUUAUAGUACUAUAUUCUUUGUGAGUGUGUGUGUGUGUGUGUGUGCACGCACAUGUGGUACAGGUUGGGGAUGAGUUAUUUGAAAUAUACCGUAAAGAAAUCUUCCCUUCAAAUACAAAAUCAAUUUACCUCAACCUCUUACCAGUUCCCUUCCACUAGUCUUUUUUUUUUCCCCAAGAAAAGUGAUAAACGAUCUACAAGUCAUUAAAGUGGAUUUUGUUGUUUUUUACCUGUCCCUUAUUUUAUUUCCAACUCCUGCCUAAUAAGACAGCUCUCCUACCUGUCUUCAUCUGGAUAAGCUCAUCUUAUUUUUGCCUGAAAUUGUUGUAAAUGCCUAUGUCUAGUAGAUUUGGGGAAACUUGGAUCUCAAUGAGUAAUAGCAUCUCAGUUGUUUAUGAGUGCCAUGGAUUUCUUUUGGCUUGUUUAAAGUUCAAAAGUGUCAGCAAGGUUAGCAACCCAUCUGGGAAUAUAAACGGCAUUUUCACAGGCUGGUGUUGGCUGCACAAAGACAAACUGAAUUCUUAAUUACCACUAAAGUAGAUGCUAAUGGAUUUUUCCUGUUUUACAGCUUUCAUCUCUAACUUUACCUGUAAGUUUAAGACCCCGACAACUUAGAUUCGGCUUUGCUGUUGGGUCCUCGUGUUUCUUUCUUAAGUCUCAGUGAGAGCUACAGAAUCUCACAAAGGUAAAAUGUAUUUCUGGAAAAACAUCCAAAAGCAGAUACCAGAUUUAUUUCCAUGAAGAUCAGAAUCCUGUCAAAGAAUGGAGGUAGUAAGUACAGCGCUGUUUGGUAAUUCUUUGCUCCGCCUGAACAGGUUCUUCAUCUGGACGGUGUCCCGGGGAGGGCCCCUGAGGAGCCCAGAACUGUAACCCCGGGAGGACCUCACUGCUGGAACUCCCAGGAAUGCCCGGGUUGAUCCUUAAAUAAAAUAAAAAUCUAUCCCGUAAAGGGCUUUCAUGAAGAAAUUAAAGAGAGGAGAUUACAAGUAAUAGAGAAACUAGGAGUUGUACACUGGAGAAGCCACCUAAAAUAACUGGAGUAAGACAAAAAGAGUGAAUACAUCUGGAAGAAAUUUUACUUAGUAUGGUAUUUUUGCCCACUUUUUGGUCAUAAAGGCCGCUAAGGAAGAAAGAAUAUAGUUUUCUAGAGAAAGAACGAGUGUAAUGUAAAAAUGGAAGCCACAGUUUCUGAAAUUCAAGUCGAAAGCAAGGAUGAGAAGAGACCCACAGAAGUUAGUCCUCAAGAUGAGCGGCAGGAGGAAAAAGCAUCAGUGCUUUGCUUCAAGAGAAGAAAGAAAGCAGCCAAAGAGAUGAAGCCCAAAGCUAGCUCUAAAGCUGCUGGUGCAGCAAGAACGGGCCUCCCAGAGGUGGGAGCUUCUGAUCAGCCCCAGGCCCCAGUGGGGGCCUGGGUGUCAAUCAAACGUCUUGUAACGCACAGGAAAAGGUCAGAAGCUUCAAAGCAGCAAAAGCCCUUUGAGGCUAAAGUGAAACCUGAAAUCAGUGCUGAGGAUGCUGAUCUUUCUAGGAAAAAGGCAAAAUCCAGACUCAAGAUUCCCUGCAUAAAAUUCUCAAAAGGAGAGAAAAGAAGUAAUCAUUCCAAAAUUAUAGAAGACUCCGACUGCAGCCUCAGAGUCCAGGGAGAGGCUGAACGUUUGGAUACGGAAGCUCCGACCCAAUCCGAUGACCAGGCAACCACGCCCAAGUUGCCCCAGGAUGUGAGUAAAGCUGUCUCACAGAAAGGGGGCGAUGAGUUCUGUGAGCCAAAUGUGAGCCACGGCACAACGGCACCUGGGGAAAAAGUGAUUGCAGUAGAACUUGGGUUAGACACGGGGCAUUCUGCCAUUCACACAGGAACGCUAGUCAUUGAACGAGAUACUGAAACAACUGAGGAAAAACAACGCGUUCAACCCCAGCAAGCAAGCCCACUUGAACCUUCAGAAACACAACAGCAACUGCCGGUGGCUUCUGAUGUUCCUCCCUCACCUGCAGUCCCAGAUCAGCAAAUUGUGGAAGAAGCCAAAAGCAAUAUCCUAGAAAGUGGACCAAAUUGGAAACAGCACGAAAGUGGAGAGAUGGUUGCUGAAGAGAGUGAGCCAAAAGAUACUGAACUGAGCCAGGAAUCAGAGCUUAGAGGAAAUGAGGUCACUGCAGAGAAACCAAAACCAGAAGAAAGCAAAAGAAUGGAGCCAAUCGCUAUUAUUAUUACAGACACUGAAAUCAGUGAAUUUGAUGUUAAGAAAUCUAAAAAUGUCCCUAAGCAAUUCUUAAUUUCAAUUGAAAAUGAGCAAAUAGGGGUUUUUGCUAAUGAUAGUGGUUUUGAGGGUAGAACUUCAGAACAAUACGAAACACUCUUAAAAGAAACGGCUUCUUCUCUUGUCAAGAAUGCUAUUCAGUUGUCUAUAGAACAGCUGAUUAAUGAAAUGGCCUCUGAUGAUAAUAAAAUAAACAAUCUUCUGCAGUGACUUAAUUUCCAAAUCAUGGGAGGAAAAGAAAAAAAGCUUAAUGCUGGCUGAAUUAUUUUACAUACUUGCGGCAUUUCUUUUUCAGUAACAAAUGAGGGAUUUAUCAUCUGUGGAAUUUAAAGGUACAGUUCUGAUCCAGAAGUGCUAAAGAAUUACGUUUAUAAAACCCUUUCUCCCCCUGAGAUGUAGUCACUUCUGGAUCAGAGGAAGCCCAUACAGAUUGCAAUGCACAGUGACAUACAGGGAGGUGUGAAAAUGACAUGUGGAGAUUGGGGUACUUGGGGGAAGGAAGCUGUAUUAAUUGAGCACUUAUGGGAUGACAUAAACUCUUUACUGUUCUCUGAUGUCACAAAGCCUGGUUUCCCUUUGAUAGUUCGAUCCUGUGUAUAGGUUAACAUCACAUUCGAUUUUCAAAGCUUCCCCCCCACCCCUACAGUGCACUUUUAUGUUUAAAAUGGUGAAGAAGGUGAGCUAUUUUUGUGAAUGUGUGAUUUAUAGUUGUUACAGUCAUAGGCAGUAGUCUUACCUCAAAAAAAUAUUGCCUUUUCUUAGUUUCAGCAGAAUGUGCAUAUUUGAAUUAAACAUGAGUGUUUUUCUAGUCCUGCUUAAAUACUGUACACAAGCCAUUCACAAUUUACUUCAGACAGACAAAUAAUUACCAAGUGCAAAGGUGUAGAAACAGGCAGGGCAUCUUCGCUCUCCAUCUUCUGCCUCCAGCAGACCUGUAUAAAUCCAUUUCUGCAUGGGGUCGUCUACUGAAAAGCUUAAAAACAAAACCUGAAAAGCUAAGCAACAGCAACAGCAGCAACAAAAAGUGAGAUCAUUGUUUUCCAUCCAGGGGAAGGCACACUGCCCGAGUAACAAAUUAUCACAGAUAACAUAGGAUUCAUCUUGCAGGAUUGCUUCUCUAGAGCCCGUAUUCAUCAACCUCUCCUCGAAGAGGGAACGUGAAUUCAAAGCCUGCCUGGCAGUGAAAGUACUAGGAAAUCAUAAUAACCUGGUGAAAAUAUUGUCCAUUCUUGACCAAGAAGGAGCCAAGUACAUAGUUGAAUAGAAAAACUAAAAAGUUACUGCUAAAGCACAUUGAAUUUUAAAUGUCAGUAUUCUCUCAUUGUGCCUCUGUGUUGAGAUACCAGUAACAAACAUUUUACGUGGAUUUUGAAAAAUAACUUUUUCAUCAGUAUUUCCAGUCCAGCUAAUCCCUUACAGAAAAAAAUGAACUUAAUGUAACCAUAAGGGCUUGUUUGCAUUUUAUUCGGUUAUUUAAAUCACCGAUCUCAUUAAUAAUUACCAUAUUUUUUGAAAAAGUAAUUACAUUUCAAUCUUUCCUUGUGUGAAAUGGCCAUAAUACUACAAUACACUUCCCUACCUCACAGGUAAAGGUUCAAACUGUAGAGUCCCCCACUGUCUAAGGGGCGGCAUUACUCUGAAAGUGGAUGAAGUAUGAAGAGCUCUCCAUUUGAGUUGUAAGGUAUUUGUUAAAGAAUAUUUGUACAUUCUUGGGGAAAAGAGUAUACAUUGGAUGAUUGUAAAUGAUCUAGGUGACUUCCAGCAUUAUUACGUAUAGAAAGUAUGUGCUAAUUUGUCCUAUAGAACCUUCUUUGUUUCUUGCUGUGAGUACAUCUUGAGACCUCUGGCAGAAAAACCUAAUCUGACUUUGGAACUGAACCAAAUAAUGGAUAUUAUUAGCAAGAUUCUUUCCUGAGGUGCAAAAUUAUCCCCCCAGACUUUCCUACCUUCAUGCCUAUAACCUUGGGACCAGAAACCCACAAAAAUCCUUCAAUUUAGCAAUGUGAGCGUGGAUUUUCAAAAACACAUGACCCAAGAAAUGAAUUUCUUUUAGUGUACAAUUUUUAAACAUUUAAAAAAGACUGCUAAGUCAUUCUCCCUAAAACUACUCUUUUUCAUUCACUCUCUGUGGUGCUAAUGGACUUGGAUGGCUACCAGCAAAUACCAGAUCAUAUUUAAAAGUGAACAAUUGUUAAAAACCUGAUCAAAGUUGGUGCGUUUUAACUGUUUUGAAGAAUCCUGUCUUCACUUACUGCCAGAAUGGCUCAAGCCAAUAUACUUGCAUUGUAAACUUUUUAGUAAUCUCUCAUGAAUGAGCACAGAGCACAGCACUUACCAGUGAUUGAAAAUAUUUUGGAAGGCUUAAGCAUAUUUAUUUGGGAGUUUUAAAAACAGAUGCAAGAUAAAUAUGUGUAAUUAUUUUUGUUAAAAUAGCACUUUCUCUAGUCCUAGGUUUCUACUUUUUUUUUUUCCACUAUGGUUUGAUAUAUAUUUUUGGUUAGAAUGUAUUAUAAUUGAUUGUUUCUGUGGUAAGAUGUGUAACUCCACUUGCAUUCAUCUUAAUUGGUUUUUCCUUAAUCUUUCCUACUGAGAAUAUCUGGGGAGUUAAAUAAGUAGGAUUCCAGUUUGAAAAAGGAAUCCAGAAAUUAAUUGGUCUCCAUCUAAAUAUACCUGCCACAUGGCCAAAUCCUAUUAAAAGGAAUUCUAAGGUGAUCCAAACUGUAUUGUUGUAGACACAAGCAGGAGUCACAUAACUUGGAAGUCUCUUAUAAAAUAUGUUUCAUUUCAAUAGUGUUUAUUUUAAGCAAUUCGACCUUAUAUGCGAGACAUUAAAUGAAUUUAAGUAGGUUCCUAUUCAAUUCAUAUCCAUUUGACAUGAUUAAAAUGAUCGUUUAAAAGGCAAUUCAAUGACACUACAUUAAUUUUCACUUAAACGUGCUGUGGUAUAAAUGCUGCUUUUAAUGAACACUUAUUAAUUAGUUGGGAUUCAGUUUGUCUUUGAGUUUAGGAUUUUACAAGGUGGGUUGGUUUAUUGGAUGCUUGUUAAUUUUUUCGGCACAUUAUCUUCCCCCUUCUAAGAGUCCAGUAUUAUUCACUUGGCUUUACAACCCAGUGAAUAUGAAAACCCUCUUCUAUUUUCUCUAGCACUAUUCACUUAACAUUUUCUCAAAGUACUUUAUAGGGUAUAAAAAUAGUACUGGGUAAUAUCUAAGUGAAGGUAGCAGAAAACAAAAGAACUUUCAAACAGAAAUUAUGUUCCCUGCCUCCUCCUCCACCUCAAAGAAUAAUAAGCAUGUGGCACAAAUGGAGUUCUUCAGAAAAGCUGUCUGCAUAAUUUUCUUUCAAGGCAAUUUCAAGGCAUUUGACAGCACGAAGUUUGUGAUGAUCUUAAUUGGUCUACUAUUUAGUGGAGUCUAAGAAACUCUAAUUUAUUUCUGAGAGAUUAUCUUAUUUCAUGAGUAUCUGUGAAAAGCCUUACUGCUAAAGUCCAUUAGUCAUGGGAGGGCACCAGUCAAAUCUGGCCUUUGCAUGCAAUCCAGAGUUAACUUCAUAAAUGUUUAACUUCAAGUUGCCUUAUUUUUUAUAGUUAUGAGUUCAUUUGUGGGGGUGGGGGGUUUCCAGCAGAAUUUUUAAAAUAAUUGUUAGGCUUUAGAACCCCAUUGUUUGGAAAGAUCCUUUUAAUCUCAACUUUAUUCAGAUAUGUAAAGUCUUUCUAAUUUCAUCUGAUACUCAAUACAUCAGGGGUUGACUUUUCUGCCUGCCAUUUCUGAAAAAAAAUUUUUUUUAAGUCCUCAUUUAUGAUUUCAGGUUCUUUAGGUUCAAAUUCCUAUGAUGUUUCAUCCUGUAACAUAAAGUUUCUUAUUAUGCAGAAUUCAAUCAAUAGUACAUUUUAUGAUACAUUUUUGAAAAAAAGUUCUUGCAAUCCUUAUUUAGUUACAAAAAUUAAACAGAAGGAAGCUCCAUGAAAUUUAGAUGUCCUGAUUCAAUUCAGUUUGGUUCAACAUGUGUUGGGUAUAACAUAUGCCCAACACUGUUUGGUGAAGAAGACGGGCUCCCAGCCCUCCAAGAGCUCAAGCCAGGCAACAGCAACCACAGGAACUGGGGCAGGGAUUAGGGCAAAGAGCCACAGGCAAUGCAGCACCAUGAGUGCCAUAGAGGGGAGAAUAAAGAGACACUGGUUAAUUUGCCCAGUGUGGGGAGGCGGUCAUCUAAAUACAGGGACAGUUUGAAAGCAUUCAGUUUCUAAAUAGUUACACAGUUAUAUUCAUUAUGAUUUGUGAACAGGUGCAGAAAAAAGCCUGCAUAAUGUUACAUAUUUAUAGUAGUUCUUUGUCUGUAAAAAUGUUAAGUGGAUGAGCUAUUAUGAAAGUAAAAGUUCCAUUUUGUAUUUCUCAUUAAAAUUAGUACUAUAGGACUGUGGAUCAGAUGCUAAUAUUAAAGAAAUACUCUGUAGAAAAAAGGUUUUAACCUGAAUUAAUAUAUGUACUGACUAUUAAUAUAGAAUAAAUGUUAUAUUGGCUCAUGUUUA
Molecule: messenger RNA, 7574 nt
Organism: Neofelis nebulosa (Clouded leopard)
Lineage: Eukaryota; Metazoa; Chordata; Mammalia; Carnivora; Felidae
Gene: AKAP5
Product: A-kinase anchoring protein 5
Exons: 2
Coding region: 1967-3256 (429 amino acids)
Biological process (GO): positive regulation of adenylate cyclase activity
Cellular component (GO): dendritic spine; plasma membrane; excitatory synapse
Molecular function (GO): glutamate receptor binding; adenylate cyclase binding; GABA receptor binding
Source: RefSeq, a predicted model, not a curated record